AUGACUGUUCAAAGAAGUACAACUGAGAAAGAUUGCGUAGAUAUUUGUGAGGAGAAAAAAGUUUCUCUUAGCAUUUCCACAGAUGGCAGUACAGUUCAGCUUGAUCCAGAAAAGUUGUUGAAUGCAUUCGGAAAGUACGGAAAGCAUCAGAUGCGUUCAUAUAUACUUCUUGCGAUUACUGCUCUAUUUUACUCAUCACACAUACUUAUUAUGGGUUUUAUCACGCAAAUUCCGCCUUUCCGUUGUAGUUUCACUCAGUUAAACAUCUCAGAACAAAAAAGUUAUCAAAUGCUUGACAGUUGUAAUGUACUGGAGCAUGAGACUGGCAACAUACUUCAGUGCUUAAAUGUAUAUAAUUCAAAAUACAUUUAUGAAGAAAAGGCGCCAUUUUCAACGUUAAUUUCUGAGUUCAAUUUGGUAUGCAACGAUGAGCACUGGGCAGAGCAUGGAUCUUCAUUGUUUAUGCUAGGCAAGUUUAGUGGACUUUUCAUACCUCUGGUCACUCAACUAUCUGAUUUAUACGGUCGACGUAAAGUGCUGUUGUUCACAAUGUGGAUUUCAUCUAUUACAGCAUUUGCUUGUUCCCUCGCGCCAACUAUUUUAACAUUUUUAAUUUUUCGUACAAUUUUGGGUAUUACUAUUUCGGGUGCUUUUACUGUAGUUUGGAUUCUGUGUUGUGAAUUAGUAGCAGUGGAAUUUCGUUCUCUUAUUCCGAUAGCUUUUACAGUCACGUGGGUGUUGGGUAUUUUGAUUGUUGGCAUUCUGAGAAUAUGGAUUCUCAGCUGGAGAUGGCUGUAUUUUGUUUUGUCUCUUCCAAGUCUGCUGACUAUUUCGUACCACUGGUUUGUACCUGAAUCCCCGUACUGGUUGAUUGGUCACAAUCUUCAAAAAGAUAUUGAAUUGUACAUCAAAGAGGUUUCUCAUUGUAAUAAAGUGUGCAUUGACGUGAGAAAAUGUGAAUCAAAUUUUCAACAACGUGAAAAUGACAAGUCGCGGACAAUAAUUGAUAUUUUUCGCAAUAAAGUGGCACUUUUUCAUCUAUGUGUUCAAUGUUAUGUAAUGAUGGCAAUGAAUUUAUCGUACUUGACAAUGGCAUUAAUGAGUGUAACUCUCAGUGAAGACACUUUCAGUGGAUACUUUUUGUCAGGAUUCAGUGAAUUACCUGGUGGUUUGUUAGCUGUGCUACUAUUACAGAAAUUUGGUCGACGACCUGUUAGUGCUUGGUCUUUUCUAAUGCAAUCAGUGUUUCAAAUAUUGGCUUUACUUUUUCGAGAUUUUAAAGAGUUACAAAUUGGAUUUGCUAUAAUUGCUAGAUUUUUGAAUAGUGUUAUUUGGGUAUCACAGCCAUUACUGCUUGCUGAAAUGAGUCCCACCACAGUACGCAACACUUUUUAUGGCUUUGUACAAACCUUCGCUGUAAUUGGUUCCAUUUCCGCUUCUUAUCUAUCUAUUCUUAAAAGUGCUAGUGCCCAGACACCUGCAGCAAUAGUGGCAGGAGCUUCCUUCAUCGCAGCAUUACUUAUGCUUACAGCACCUGAAACCAAGAAUCGUUCUAUGCCGGAAGACUUGAAUCAGUUGGAUCCAGGAUGUUUUUUGAGAUUACUUGGAUGUGGAUACCAGAAGAAACAUAGAGGAUCAAUAACUCCUGAUGAUGAGCAAGAAGCAACUUCUCUCUUCACUUUUUCUCAUUGUCAACAAACCUUAACGUUUACUUCUUCAUGA
Thelazia callipaeda (thelaziosis nematode) is the source of this 1722-nucleotide messenger RNA. The record is from the annotation of a GenBank genome assembly. Lineage: Eukaryota; Metazoa; Nematoda; Chromadorea; Rhabditida; Thelaziidae.